AUGUGGCUCCCGGACUGCGACGGGGCAGCGGGCGGCGGCCUCUGGCGGUUCCCGCUGCUGCUGCUGCGCCUGGGCGCGCUCUGCCACUCGGGGGGCGCCCGGGGGUCGCGGCUGGCCGGCGAUUGCUUCUGCCCCACAGGUCAGACCAUCUGCCGGAGAGGAACGCAACGCCCUUGCUACAAAAUUGUUUAUUUUCAUGAAGCCACACGCAGGGUUGGCUUCCAUGAAGCCCUUCAGACCUGCCGAAGCGACGGCGGAGACUUGGUGAGCAUCGAAUCCCAGUCAGAGCAGGAGUUGAUUGAGAAAAUGAUCCAGAGUUACUCAGCAUCCGAUGGCGAUUUUUGGAUCGGGCUCAGGAGAGAAGAAGACGAUCCUGAGAACAGCACCCUGUGUCCCUAUUUAUACACCUGGACUGAUGGGAGCUGGUCCACCUUUCGAAACUGGUACGUGGAUGAACCGUCCUGCGGAAGCGAGGGGUGCGUGGUGAUGUAUCACCAGCCCUCGGCACCUGCUGGCGACGGGGGACGUUACCUGUUCCAGUGGAACGAUGACAGAUGCAACAUGAGAAACAACUUUAUUUGUAAAUAUUCACAAGAAAAGCCAACAGUUGUCUCUGAAUUGGCUCCUUCUCAGACAGGGUAUAUAAAAGGGUCUUUGGCACUCACCUCCCCGGAAACCCCCAUGCAAGAGAAUGUUGCUAACAAAACCCUCACAGAGGCCAAAGAGCCUGCUUGGAGCCUUCUAUACAUCUUAAUUUCAAGCAUUCCUGCCUUGCUUCUGUUGAUCACCAUUGCUGUUUUUAUCUUUUGGAUUUACGCAAAGAGGAGACGGGAACAGAGAGAGGUGAACACGAAGGAGAAAGAUACUUGGUUGUCUACCAAAAUGCAAAACAGCCCCAGUUUAGAGGUAUAUAAUGUAAUUCAAAAACAGGGGGAGGCCGAUCUGGCUGGAACGAGACCACAAACCCAGAACUCCUCCUUCCGUGCCCGUCUUGGAGGAGAUGACCUCUGUGGAGACUAUGACAAUACGGCGGUCAACAGCUCAGAGAGUGGCUUUGUGACCUUGGCAAGCACUGAGAGCGGAUUUGUCACAAAUGACAUAUAUGAACUGUGCAAUGACCGAGUGGGGCAAAGCAAAGAAUCAGCUUGGGUAGAAAAUGAAAUCUACGGAUAUUGA
Messenger RNA from Protobothrops mucrosquamatus (brown spotted pit viper), 1176 nucleotides. It is a transcript of the gene LAYN, whose product is annotated as layilin. NCBI's taxonomy places the organism in Eukaryota, Metazoa, Chordata, Lepidosauria, Squamata, Viperidae. Bases 1 to 1176 code for a protein of 391 amino acids. Gene Ontology annotation, molecular function: hyaluronic acid binding. The record is from RefSeq and is a predicted model, not a curated record. The transcript has 7 exons.